AUGAGCGGUGACAAUUGGCACUCGAAGAUUGAGGAAUUGAAGGAGAAGAACGAGGUGCUCGGGCUGACUCUGCAGCGGUCGAGGCACUCUGUGAAGCGGCUGAAGCUGGAGUACGCCGUGCUACUGGAGCGGUUGGAGCAACGGGUAGCAAUAAACCCGGAACUGAAGGCGGAUCAGCCGCUGCCCACUCUGGAGGACUUCAAGGAUGAGCUUCUGGCGAGACCGUUCAAAAGGACGAAGACGAAGAGGCAGAAGGCGAAGGAGAGGGACCCAAAUUUGCCCAAGCGGCCCACUAACGCGUACCUGUUGUACUGCGAGAUGAACAAGGACAAGAUCAGGGAAAACGGUUCGCUCGACGUCACGAAGGAUUUGACUGAGGGAUGGAAGGGCCUCUCUGAGGAACAGAGGGCGCCGUACUACAAACUGUACAACGAGGACAGGGAACGAUAUCACUUGGAGAUGGAGCAGUACGCCAAAAGCUUGGGAACAACACAGGGGGGCCACUCUACGAACGGAGAGGGCAGCACCCCGGUGAAAGUCAAGCAAGAGAAGCUGACGGAUGGACAGGGCGAAGACGACGAUGACGAUGACGAUGACGAAGAAGAUGAUGAUGAUGAUGAUGAAGAAGAGGAAGAAGAAGACGACGAUGAUGAUGAAGAUGACGACCAGACAAACAUAAUGUCUGGACCCGUUAGUUCAGAUGAAAAGGAUACGUCGUGA
Huiozyma naganishii CBS 8797 is the source of this 720-nucleotide messenger RNA. It is a transcript of the gene NHP10, whose product is annotated as Nhp10p. Lineage: Eukaryota; Fungi; Ascomycota; Saccharomycetes; Saccharomycetales; Saccharomycetaceae. The record is from RefSeq and is a predicted model, not a curated record. The transcript has a single exon. Bases 1 to 720 code for a protein of 239 amino acids.